Messenger RNA from Ectocarpus siliculosus, 417 nucleotides. NCBI's taxonomy places the organism in Eukaryota, Phaeophyceae, Ectocarpales, Ectocarpaceae. The record is from the annotation of a GenBank genome assembly.
AUGACACCGAGAAAUGCUCUCCUUCUGAUGCGACCGAAAAAGGAGGAUAUUGUGGAGGUCAAGAAAACCAGAGCCGAAGAAACGCUGGCCGGGGGUGAAGAACCGUUCGAAAAUGGAAAGAAGACCGCCACUGCGGAACCGGCCGACUCUCCAUCACCAAUAUUGCCGAAAACAUCACCAUCCAAAGAGGAUGGAUCUGCGUCGCCCACUGCCACCUCUGUUGAUGCCUCCGCCCUCGGCGCCGUCACCACCACCACCCCGCAGGAGGGGUCGAGUCUUCCGGAAUCAGCCCCAUCGGCCGACGGGUCCGCCUCGUCCACUACUGAAGGACAAGGUAACUCUAGCCGAGGUGGAGACCGUCACGCCGGCUGCAACUUCGGCGCCCUUCAACAACGAUUUCCGAAAACUCCGAUUUAG